Girardinichthys multiradiatus is the source of this 2877-nucleotide messenger RNA. It is a transcript of the gene gas2b, whose product is annotated as growth arrest-specific 2b. Gene Ontology annotation, cellular component: actin filament. Bases 104 to 1549 code for a protein of 481 amino acids. The transcript has 8 exons. Gene Ontology annotation, biological process: actin crosslink formation. Gene Ontology annotation, molecular function: microtubule binding; actin filament binding; cytoskeletal adaptor activity. NCBI's taxonomy places the organism in Eukaryota, Metazoa, Chordata, Actinopteri, Cyprinodontiformes, Goodeidae. The record is from RefSeq and is a predicted model, not a curated record.
GUCAUGUAUGCAUGUAAGCGUGAGGAUAAUUUGCUGUAGAAGAAAGAAAGCACAUCCUUGGAAAGGUUUUGCAGUGUUGGAGUUUGGCAAUUAGAGCAGAAGUAUGACAAGAGAAACGGGAAUGAUGAACACAACCAGCCUUGAUGAUCCUCUGAGUCCAAGACAGCUAACCGGAUUGGGUAUGAGCUGUCCUCUCUCUCCGAAGUACAAACACUUAGGGCCGGGGCUCAGCUGUCUUCAGGAGUACAACCAGUGGAUACCUUACCGCCAUGAUGCCAGCCUCCUGCCUAUGAAAGAGGAUCUGGCCCUCUGGCUCAACUCCAUUAUGGGGUUGAACCUCACAGCAGACAGUUUGAUGGAAAAGUUGGAUAAUGGCGUUCUCCUCUGUCAACUAGCACAAAUGCUCCAAGAGAAGAUGAUUCUCGCCAGCAAUGACAAGUCCUUUGUCAGAAGAGUGCUCCAUUGGCGAGCUGAUGCAACUUCUGGAUCAUUUUUCGCCCGUGACAAUACCGCCAACUUCCUCUACUGGUGUCGAAAGAUUGGAGUUGAUGAGGCGUACCUUUUUGAGUCUGAGGAUUUAGUCCUCCAUAAGCAACCUCGGGAGGUGUGCCUAUGCCUGAUGGAGCUGGGUCGGAUUGCAGCCAGGAAUGGAGUGGAGCCACCAGGGCUGGUGAAGCUGGAAAACAUAGAAAGAGAGGAGGCUGGGUGCUUAUCUCCAUCAUCUCCUCUCUACUGUUUUUAUCCAGCAUCAUUGUAUUCACCACCAACAUCCUCCCUACCCCCCGCCUCCUCCCUUCUUCUUUCACCUGCCCCCCUCACUUCGAACACAACCUGUCUGCCUGAACCUCUCGCUGCCUCCUUUGCCUCUGAUCUUCCAUCAGCCACCACAAACCCUCUGCCUACAUCCUCUCCCUCUCCCCCUCCCCAGCCCCCCCUCUCAGCCACUAACCUUUGUACAAGGAUAGCCUCAACACAACCGUCUUUGUUCUCUUCAUCCUGCGCCGCUGACACAUCUGCUUCAGCUCUGCUGUCAGCACACCUAACAGACCAAACUCUGGGAUCCUCUGCUGAGGUCUGCCCUGCCACAGAAAACAAACAUACUCCUGCAGUCUGCAAAGCUGCCAUCACCUCUCAGCCAGCAACACAAACCUCUAGUUCUUCCAACAAGUCCAAAAACCGGAGGAGCAUGAGCACAAGCAUUUUGGAUGAUAUUGUGAGAACCAUUAUCGAAAAUCCCCCCUGCAGUUGUCCCACCAGGUUCCCUGUUGAAAAGCAGCCAAAAGGCUGCUACCGUGUAGGGGACAAGGUUCUGUAUUUACGGAUGCUGAAUGAACGUGAUGUCAUGGUUCGUGUUGGUGGUGGGUGGGACACUUUCAUUAGUUACCUGCAGAAACACGACCCCUGCAGAGGUGGAGGAGGAAGAGGAGGAAGGGGGAUGCCAGGCAAGUCUGAUGUCAGGGUCUGUCGGGACAAAGUGAAGCCAGCCAGCCUGAACGUAUCAACAGAAAAUUACAUGGUUGUUGGUGUCCACCAUCGGGGAAAGAAGUAGAGUCUCAAACGUUGUCUGGCCUUAGGAACAGUUAUUUUAAUCAAACUGUUGGAAACCCUUUUUACCUCAGUGUCUAAAAUCCAUCUUUUUUUUUUUUAUAGAUUACUGACAGAGAUGACUUUUAGAAUAUCUGUGAUGAUUUUAUGUAGUAGCUUGCAAAAAGUAGCUGGCUUAAAAAUGACAUUUAUCAACCUUUAAAAACUUUGACAGUCAAUAAAUCUAAACAGUCUAGCUGACCUAAAGAUUUUGGCUACUAUUGACUUUUACACGAUUAAAUAAAGCAGAAAAUCUAACACCUUGAGAAGUAAGGGAUUAACAUUGAGAUAGCUGCUUCUAGAACCAGUUUUUUCAGUUGUGGCGACCAUGACACACAGGAUCUGAUCUGUUACCCAUGUUUUACUGCUCUGACCAAGGCCUUUCUUAUGAAUUAGGAUCUGUUCAUUAUAAUUUGCCUAUCCCACUGAUGAUGUUCCUGAAUCUUCAAAACAUGCAAUGUGUUUAUGAACCUGAAGUGUUAUGAUCAAACUGUUUAUACACUUUUCAAUACAUGGCAGUGCCCUUUGAAGGGAACAAUCUUGUUCUUCUAGUUUAGAAGUCAAUAAACUUUUAUAAGAAACCAGAAAUAAUUGAGGAUCAGUUAUAAAUUUAAAUAAUGAUUAAUGUGUUCAACUCUGAAUGCAAACUUGUCUUUUUCUUCUUACUGUAUAUCGAACACUGUGAAAUUCUGGGGGAGUAAGCAGGUCUUGCCAGCAAUAGAUGAUUUAAUCUGAUUGUUUCAUGUGUUUGUCUCUCUGUGAUUUACAGAAUGGGGUUAAAAAAAAAAGGAUUAAGUUUUUGUAUUGGAGUAUUAGAAUUAGUAUUACUAUUAGAGGGAUCUUGACAUGACUACAGGCCACUUCUGUGAGUUCUGAGAAAGACACUGACAACAGAUCCACAGCACCAAGAUGAGAAGCCUGAUUGAAAUCAAAACAGAUUACCUUGUAAAUGAUUCUGUAUAUAAUAAUGUUUUUUGGUUUACUGUAUGUUAAGGUUUGUGUUUUUAAAGUUUUAUGCUUACAAAGUUUUACUUCACAGUUAAUUCAGGUAAAAUAGCAUCAAAAUAUGCACAUAAAACCUCUCUUUCAACUUCAGAGAGAUCAAUAGACCCUUGAUGAAGUUAGAUUGUUACACACCUAACAUUUUGAACGUUUAGCUCUUUAUGGAAAGUAGUAAUGUUUUGUUUCUGUUUCCAUGUGUGAUAAUAUCAUUAAAAUUAGAUCAUCAGAUUAGUGUGAUGACUAAGAAGUUCACUUUUAAUUCUGUAAGUAACCUGCACCAAUAAUUCAGCU